Messenger RNA from Parnassius apollo (apollo), 996 nucleotides. NCBI's taxonomy places the organism in Eukaryota, Metazoa, Arthropoda, Insecta, Lepidoptera, Papilionidae. The record is from the annotation of a GenBank genome assembly.
AUGGAAAUCGUAAAGAUGCUUUUGUCCGCGGCUGAAAGGUGCCGAUGGUACCGAGAAAACCUUAAACAAUCUAAUCCAGAAAAAUAUGAUUCAAUGAAAAAAAAAAAGAAUGCUGAGAGAACAAAGGCUAAAAAAAGAAAAAUAGUGAAUAUGAUUGAAGAUGAAAAAUUGGCGAUUAGAAAGAAGUGGCGAGAUGCUAACCAAGCUCUACAGCGCGCAACAUGUUAUAAAAGAGGAAAAGGACUGACAGAAAAUAAAUUCAGUUCCUUCUCGGAUAAGCGCACGAAGCAAUGGGUCUGUCCGGAGUGCGCUUGUUCUAAACCUAAACGCUAUGACCCGAAUACACCUAUCAGGGACACCCCGGAGCUGAAAACAUUCACGCCCAGUGCUAAUGUCAACACUCAACGGGGAAGCCGCAUGCAAUUGAUGGAUGAUAAUAAUAGUAAUGAUAAAUUGCUGUCUGAGUUUAGACAGCUAAAAUAUGAAGUCUUAAGCCGAUUAGACGUGCAAACUAACAUUAUUAAACAUCUUCAAGAAAUAUGUUUUUCUACAAAAACGGAAUUAGAAGAACUAAAGAUUAAAAUGAAAGUAUUUCAAAAUAAAUUGUUCCCAACGGAUCUGUUAUCAACUCAAAAUCAACAGUUUGAAAGUAUUGAUAGUAUAACGGAAAGUUUGAAUACAGGCCUCGAAAUGUCUAAGCAAAUCGAUGUCCCAUAUACAUUCGCUGAUGUGGCUCAUAUAAGCCUAAAUAAUGUAAACAAAACAAACGUUACUCCCUGCGUAAUAAAAACGCCUGCGGCCAUGAAAAUAGCAACCGGGAGAGGGUCCGUUGUCCAAACUCAACCAAUUAAUCAGCCACAGUGUGUGACUCCAAGGAAAGAGUUAAAUAUUAAUAUUAGUGAGGAAGAAGAAAAAAUUAAUAAAGAUUGUGAGUGGACUACAGUUCGUAAGAAAAGGGGGGAGUUACCAAUCAAAAAAUGUGAAGAAAGGAAAUAA